GACAGGUCGACGUAUCCGUGACGUACCAGACCGAGAGUAGAACGUACGUCCGCGACGGUUUCGGCAAGCUGAAACGUCAUUACAAUUUAAGAUCAUUCUCCAAGUACAAACGUGCAAAUUGUUAGGUAAUCUUCUGAUACGGGCGAUAGGCUGGUGGUUGAUAACAAUUCUCUUUAAAUUUAUUAAAUUUGUAAGUACGCUAGGCUGAGAAAUGAAUUUGCGUAAACUUAUCCAUAAUUUUCUAUAGUUGCCGUCGUUAUUUGGAUUUAAGCGGUCAUCGACGAUUAAUCACCUAGUUUGAGGUUAAGUCAUAUCUGCAAACCUGCUGAACAGGGUGAUUGGGAGUGAAUUCAUCUCAAUCGAUGAUAGGUAGACAAAUGUAAGUGGGUUAAAUUUAACAUGCGAUUAGCUACUAAUAAAUUGAUUACAGCUUUUAGCACUUCGAACACCACGACAGGGUGUCAGCUCAAAGGAUCGCCUUUCAUUUACCCCAACAUAAUCUAAAAGAUUUAUGUCGAUAUGGCCCAUGUACCGACCGCAGAGUGGGGAUUUCAAAAGCGGUUCAAUCUGGAAUCCACGAGCAAGAUUCGAAAGUUAUCGCCAUUUAUGGAUGACGCCGGCGUGGUGCGCAUGGAGAGCAGAAUCGUUGCGGCCGAUUUCGUGCCGUUCGACACUCGGUACCCCAUCAUCAUGCCAAAGGACCACACGGCGACGAAGUUGCUGAUCGACUGGUACCACCGGAAAUAUCUGCACGGGAACUGCGAAACGGUGGAAAACGAGCUGAGACAACGAUUUCACGUGCCGAAUUUGCGGACGGCUGCCCGCAAAGCGAAGAACGACUGCCUGCUGUGCCAGUUGAAAGCGAAGGUUCCGGUCGUCCCGCGGAUGGCUCCACUACCUGCUGCCAGGCUGAAGGCGUUCGAGCGACCUUUUUCGUACGUGGGCGUCGAUUACUUCGGACCUGUUGCAGUGCGGGUGAACCGCACCACCGCUAAAAGAUGGGUGGCGCUGUUCACAUGUCUGACAACGCGCGCCGUGCACCUGGAGGUCGUCCACUCGCUCUCCGCCGAGUCGUGCAAGAUGUCCUUUCGACGGUUGAUCGCCAGAAGAGGCGCGCCUGUGGAGAUCUACAGCGAUCGUGGCACGAACUUCGUCGGAUCCAGCAACGAGUUGCAGAAGGAGAUGAAAGUCGUCGAGGAGAAGCUCGCCGAAACCUUCACCAACGCAACCACAAAGUGGGUGUUCAACCCGCCUGCCUCCCCUCACAUGGGAGGCGCGUGGGAGAGACUCGUGCGUUCGGUGAAAACGGCGCUGGCAGCAAUGAACACAGCGAGGCUGCCCAACGAAGAGACGCUGGCGACGCUGGUGGCAGAAGCUGAAAGCAUCGUGAAUUCCCGGCCGCUGACGUGGAUCCCGCUGGAAGCUGGACAUCAGGAAGCGCUAACACCAAACCAUUUCCUGCUACUGAGCACGAGCGGUGUGGUGCAGACGCAGAAAACGUUGGCCGACUCCAAGGACGCUUGCCGUAACCAAUGGAACCUGAUGCGGGUGAUAAUCGACCAGUUUUGGCGCAGAUGGGUUCGGGAGUACCUGCCGGACCUGACGCGGCGAACCAAAUGGCACGAGGAAACACCGUGCGGAAUGGUUGGAUCCGGGGACGUGUGGCGGAAGUGGUCGUGGGCCGCGACGGUCGAGUUCGUCAGGCUGUAG
Culex quinquefasciatus (southern house mosquito) is the source of this 1710-nucleotide messenger RNA. RefSeq lists its product as uncharacterized. The coding region runs from base 520 to 1710 and encodes 396 amino acids. Gene Ontology annotation, molecular function: nucleic acid binding. NCBI's taxonomy places the organism in Eukaryota, Metazoa, Arthropoda, Insecta, Diptera, Culicidae. Gene Ontology annotation, biological process: DNA integration. The record is from RefSeq and is a predicted model, not a curated record. The transcript is spliced from 4 exons.